Molecule: messenger RNA, 543 nt
Organism: Microsporum canis CBS 113480
Lineage: Eukaryota; Fungi; Ascomycota; Eurotiomycetes; Onygenales; Arthrodermataceae
Exons: 3
Coding region: 1-543 (180 amino acids)
Biological process (GO): eisosome assembly; protein localization to plasma membrane
Cellular component (GO): plasma membrane; eisosome
Source: RefSeq, a predicted model, not a curated record
AUGUCUGGCGCGGCAAAAUGGGGCAGCGUCGCCCUUCGGCUCAUCCAGCUCGCCUUUGCGGUCAUCGUCAUGGCCCUCAUAGGCAACAUGAUUGAUGACGCACUCAACGGCAGCGCAUCGGUGGUCAACUACAACAUGUUCGUGCCAGCAUUCAUCAUGCUGUCCUUAAUAUACCUCAUUCCAGCAUCCAUCAGCGAUACGGUUAUGUUCCAUCCCAUCCUAAUGUUUAUCAUUGAUGCCCUCUGUUGCCUCUUUGCUUUCUGCGGAGCUAUUGCCCUUCCUGCCAAACAGCAUGUGCAUAGUUGUUCCAAUAGGGCAUAUACCUCCUCCAACCCAGUAACCAACGGGUCGUAUUAUCCAGAGAAACGUUGCCGUGAGGGGCAGGCAGCCACCGCCUUCUUGUGGUUCUUGUGGUUUGCCUUCUUGUUGUCCACUCUAUAUUCCCUCUGGCGCGUGAAAGAGCGUUUCUCUGGAAGUGGAGGUCGUAACGGCCAACGUACUCCGCCCAACCGUUCACAAGUGCCAACAAUGUCCCAGGUAUAA